AUGAAACGGGCUGACGGUCGAGAGUCUCCGGAGGCAGUGCGGGCCAUCCACGUCGCCACCAACAUGCUGGCCAACUGUCACAGUAGCGCCUGCGUCGAGAUUGGUCAGACACGCGUCCUGUGUGGUGUCCGUCCGCCGCAGCAGCUCGUUCAGGAAUACCGCGGCACGCGCGGCCGUGUCAGCUGCCAAGUCCACCGCAGCUUAGCGUCCUCGUUGAAUCUCGACAACUCUAGCGACCGCGACAUGGCCCUCGCGCUCGAGGGAGUGGCAGAGCAAGCGGUAGUGCUGGAGCGCAUUCCACAACUGCUCGUGGAGGUGCUGAUUGAGAUAGUGCACGACGACGGGGCUGUCUGGGACGCUGCGACGACCGCCUUGUGCGCCGCCCUCACCGCAGGUGGCGUGGAGCUUUACGACUCGUUUUCGGCGUGCAGCGCCGCGUUGCGGCACGAUGGUGCCAUUGUUGCGGACCUUGCGCGAGAGGAGGCGGCAACGGCGAUAGCGAGCGUGGUGGUGUGCAGCGGCCUCUCCCUCGGCGGCGUGUACUACUGCUGCCACAGAGGCGCGUGCGAGGCAACAACGAUGAGCCAGCUGCUGCAAGCGGCGAUGAAGGGAAUACAAGUGCGCAAGGUCCCACUUUUAGAGCAGAUCCGGAACCCGUUGGUCUAA
Molecule: messenger RNA, 666 nt
Organism: Leishmania braziliensis MHOM/BR/75/M2904
Lineage: Eukaryota; Euglenozoa; Kinetoplastea; Trypanosomatida; Trypanosomatidae
Product: putative exosome-associated protein 4
Exons: 1
Coding region: 1-666 (221 amino acids)
Biological process (GO): poly(A)-dependent snoRNA 3'-end processing; nuclear mRNA surveillance; rRNA catabolic process
Cellular component (GO): cytoplasmic exosome (RNase complex); nuclear exosome (RNase complex); nucleolus
Source: RefSeq, a predicted model, not a curated record